GGGAGGGCGUGGCCUGGUCGGCGGCGGGCGCGAGCCGUGUCGGUUGGUGUUUGGAAGCCAAGGAGCUCGUGUGGGCGCGCGAGGGUGCGAAAUGGAAUCCCAUAGCGUCGAACAAGUGCUGACCCAAAAUAAAACAAGUAAUGCACAUCCAGAGUACAUCGCCUUUGUAGUGGUACCUGUCUUCUUUCUCACAGGACUUCUGGGAAUAUUGAUUUGCCAUAUUCUGGCAAAAAAAGGUUAUCGAUGCACAACGGACAGGGAGUCAGAAUGUGAAGAGAAGAUUGCUGAGGCGCAGAUAGAUUUCCAUGACAGUAGUGAGUGCAAUGCUGACACAGUUGGACAAAUGGUGCACUAUAUUAUGAAAAAUCCAGCUAACGCUGAAGCAUUACAUGCUAUGUUAGACCAUAGUCCAGAAAGCCUGACAAGUCCCAAUGGUCCUCCUAGUCCUGUUACCCCUGAAAGUCCUGCCAGCCCUGUAUCGCCAACUGGAAGUCUAACAGAUAAUUCUUUUCAUGGGCAUCAUCUGCAUACAGUUGGUGGAGUUGCAGGGAAAAGCACUUGCUCACGCUGCAGCCAUCGAAAGCCAAAGAGGUCAAAGGACUUCAGAAGGAGUCGAGCUGGAGAGGUCACAUUAUUUGCUGUGGGAAGGUUUCGUGUUACACAUGUUGAUCCUAAAUCCAAUGCCAAUGAUCAAAAGGUGUUGCUUUCUGCACCUCCAGAUGGUGCUAGUAUCCAGGCAGAUACGUGUGUAAAUUCAGACAGCCAGGAAAUACCAAACUCACCAGGAAAACUGGACGUAAAAGAGGAAACAUUGCAGGAAACAAAAGAUAUGCAGUGAGUUUUGUAUUUGGAAGAAAGUACUUUAGUCAAGAGCAGAUGGGAGGAGCGAUGGAUUUUUCUGAAUGAAAACCAAAGUAUGGCAGUGAUGUUUACAUCAACGAAUGUGCAAAAUUGGGAUUUUUUUCCCCAUGUGUUUUCUGUUUUUUACAAUGUGUCAUAUGUGGGCAUCCACAUGAUAAACCAACAAUAUUCAAAUCAUGUUAAUUAGUUUGCUUUUCUUCUUUGAACCUUAGAUCUAUACAUGUGGAUUUGAAUGGUCAACAUAAUUGUUCAAAAUUUUUCUGCAUCCAAUGCUUUCGGGUUCUUGCCGUAAACCAAAUUUGUGCUUCAUAGUAGUUACCCCUUUUCCCUGGAAAUUUCUAAAACUAUUCUAAUUGCUGAUAUGAUUUUUCAAAUAUAAGAAAUGAUCCUAUUAAAACUAAUUCAACUGCAUGUGCUUAGGAAGUUGUUAUGCAGGUCAUCGAAGGCACAUACUCUUGAUGCUGUGUGCUUGAUGAAUUCCAUGGGUUGCACCUUUAGAAAUGGGCAUCCCAUUUUAGAAAAUACCAACUGAUUGGAAAUCUUUGUGGAAUAAAAUUACUUUCUUCUUGUCUCUUCCCCCCACCCCCCCAACCUCCCUUCACUGUUGUGUGCAUGAAGCAUUCUUGGAUUGGAUGUGGUAUAAAUUAGGGGCAACAAGAGUUGUAUCCUUGCAAUGCUAUGUAUGAAUGGGAGAAUUCUAGAUAACACCUUAACUUCUGGCCAAAAAUAUCCCCGACUGACCAAGAAUCAGCCUAAUGCUGAGCCAUAAUACCUUAGGAGUAUGCCGGAGUAAAUACCAUUAUUUUUGUUUUCUUCACAACAGUAAAAUAGGGCAGCUUUACUGUUUGAAAAAGCAGUAUCUUCUGAGAUUCUUAAACCUGGGGAGGGGAAAAUGUGGCCUGAAAGUGAAAGGAUUUGUGGCUUGUAAAAGAAAAACUUUGUCUGACUUGACAAUUAAGUUGUUCUCCUUAUUUAAUGUUCACUUUACCAUAUCUAAAUUGUUUGAGGGCAAGGGUACCAAAAAAAUUGAUAAAUAGGUUUUAUUAUAUAAUUGGUUAACCUAGAAAUAAAUUUGCUGCUCAAGUUAAAUUUUAAAAUUUCAAUAUAAAAUUCUUACAUCCCAGAAGGCCCUAGAUUUGACUCCUGCUUUGUGAUAAGUUAGAUAAACUCAACUAGGGCAGUACUUAAGGUGCUACAAUUGUGUGAUCGAGUGGAAUAAAAAGUGAGAUUCUUAUUCCUGUCCAGCUGAAAAAUGUUCUUGCAUGGGCAUUGGGUAAGGAUGCUGGGCUUCAUUGUGUUGCCUUCCAUGUUCUAGUACCCUGCUGACUCACUGCAUGGGUUUCCACAUUGUGAAAAGUAAUAUAAGUGAAGCAUUGAAGGGCUUCCAGCUCUUUCAGUAAGAGUUGGCACUUUGAGGGCAGGAAAUUGAAGGAGGGUGUUGAUAAAUAUAAACCAUUGUGCUCCACUUUGUCCAAUUGAUUUGCAAAGAUGUGAAUUCUACACAAAUGUGUAUGCAUUGCUCUUUGAAUGGUGGUAUUUUGGCCUAAUCCUUGAGGAAAAUAGCUAGUUCCACAGUUGCAGAUUACAGAUGCUUAAAUCUUGUUUUCUAAUAACUUUUCCAUGCAGGGAUAUUUUUCAAAUCUGUUCAAAUUAUACAUAUGUAUCUAAAACAAAAAUCGGGACAAAUGUAGCUGUAAUUUUCCCCAAGGAUUAUCAAACUUAAUUCUGAGAAUGCAAUACUAUUUUGAUGUGGUAUAGAGGCAAUAUAUAAUGUUAUACCCUUGAGCUAAAAUGUCAACUGUGAUUGGUUUACAAAUUUCCCUGUGAGGAAAGUUAAUUCAUAAUUGUCUUCAAAUUGACAUGUGGACACAAAUUAGCAUACCACAAAACAGGAGUCAACCUGAAUGAAUAAAAACACAUUAUUUUCUUAAUUCAAUACCAAACUGAUGUGAUACUUUGAAUUGUACACAGCUGACCACUGCAAAGUGCUAAUAGAAUCAGUAUUUGUAAAUGCUGUGCCAUCUUUGUAAACAAAAACUACACACCUGCUUUUGAAGAACAAUUAUAAAAUAUAGUGUCAUUUUUUAAAAAAAGCUUAAUGAGUAUUGGCACUGCCCAGUGUGCCUUUGCGCCAUAUAAAUCAGAAGAUUACAGGUUUAAUUUGUGCUAACUUCUCAGCCAAGGUACUUUUUGGAUGCUCUAACUGACAUCAUUACUCCUGAGCUGGGGAAGUUGGGGGGAAAGCAACCAGUGUUACGAUAAUUCAUUUGCUAUCCAGCAAUCCUGCUGGAAAGGAUGCACAUAUCUGGACAGGAAAUGAAAACACCAUCAAGCUCCACGAUAGUGCAUUGCAUGGUGAAUAACCUACUGGCAGUCAAUGUCUGUAUUCGCAUGAAAAAUAACCAUUUUGUCAUGCUGGUUGAAGAAAAAUUGUGUCGAAGAUAUAGGAACUCUAUGCUCUUAAAAAAAAUAAAAUAUUAAUCCCGGCCCUUUUAAGAUUAUGGAAGGUUCAGCCUGUUGCCACAUCAUGGAAGAAACACUAAUGUGCAUCAGGCUCAUUUAAAUGUCUUUGUAACACUAUAAUCAUUACCAUAAAUAUUUACUGUACAUUGACCAGGACAGUAAAAUGUUACCAAGAAAUGUUUUUGUAAUGUUUACAUUGUUUUUAUGUGCAAUAAAGCUUCUUUAACAUAUGGAAUACAUCUACUUGCCUUCUACGUAUAGACUUGGCAACAAGGCAGCUUUCAUUAUGCUGUAUGUUGCAAUAAUUGAUGUUCUUGUAUGUGCAUUAUACUAUGUAAAAAUUACUUAAAAUUGCAUGACACAAUAUUUUUAUUGAUUGCUCAUUGAGUAAGCUUUUGGGACAACGAAACCAAUGAGAUUUCAAGUUGUGUGAAUUUUUAGUUAUGGGUUCAGCUGAUAUGUGACACCUGGUCAGACAAGCCGCAAACUUUAUUUUGUGUUUAGUAAUUGAUCUGGGUAAUUGAUCUGAGGAAACCUUUGUGAUGACCCCAGACUUACUAACACUUGAAUGCUCCAUCAACCCUUCAUCCAGGAAUCCUAGUUUAACACACACAUUCUUGGAAGUAAUCCAUCAUGAGUUCAAUCAAUGGGUAUUUAAAUAAAAAUAUAUAGUGUUCUGCAGCAACUAAAGUUUGCCUUAUAGAAAAUGUUGCAAUAGCUUUUUCUGAGUAAUGUGAAACAUACAAUGAGGCAGCUUUAUCCUUAGGUGGCGCACUUUAAAAGGCACUAGACAUGAAUGACGUGCUCUAGUAAUGUUGUUUUGUGCAGUAUUUGUAUUUUAAAAUAUCCAAGUCUUUGAAGUAACGUCUAGUUGUCAAUCAUCAUUUUCUUCAUAUGAUUAUAUAUGCAUUUUGGGAUUUUAUUGUUUUAUAUGUAUCUUUUCUGUUAUGUUUCUCCUUUACAAAUACUACACCUCUGGACAUAUGUAUUUUUUAAUCAAACCAUUCCUUUGUGUAUAUACCUUCAGACUUUGGGAAUGCUGCUUUUAUGAUCUUUGCAACAUACUUUUUGAAUAAUUCUACAAAUGAGGGAAAAUGUUUAAUUGAAAUCUAACUUGAAAGUUAGUCCACAGUACUGUGUUUGUAUUAGAUCUUUAGGAAGCAGUACAACUACUACUAGUAUUUAUAUAAUGCUGCAAAUUUACAUUUAAAACUUCAAAAACAAUGGAAUGUAGAUAUGAUUUAAGCAGGUGUUUAAGUAAAACACCUUUUGGCUUGCAGUGACUGUAGACUAAAUGAUAUUGUCCUUUAAAGUUUUUCAAACUAGCAUGUUAAUCAAUCACUGUAUUUACAAAGGUUAUCAAAUUUGUCACUUUUUUUGAAUAAAAUAUGAAAAAUAAA
Molecule: messenger RNA, 4724 nt
Organism: Carcharodon carcharias (great white shark)
Lineage: Eukaryota; Metazoa; Chordata; Chondrichthyes; Lamniformes; Lamnidae
Gene: rell1
Product: RELT like 1
Exons: 8
Coding region: 92-838 (248 amino acids)
Biological process (GO): positive regulation of p38MAPK cascade
Cellular component (GO): plasma membrane
Source: RefSeq, a predicted model, not a curated record